Messenger RNA from Dreissena polymorpha, 831 nucleotides. RefSeq names its product splicing regulatory glutamine/lysine-rich protein 1-like. The coding region runs from base 1 to 831 and encodes 276 amino acids. NCBI's taxonomy places the organism in Eukaryota, Metazoa, Mollusca, Bivalvia, Myida, Dreissenidae. The record is from RefSeq and is a predicted model, not a curated record. The transcript has 2 exons.
AUGGAGAAAGAGAGGGUACCAAGGAAGUGUACGGGCGUUGAUGGCGAGAGGGAGAAAGAGAGGGUACCAGGAAAGUGUAGGGAGUUGAUGGCGAGAUUGAGAAAGAGAGGGUACCAGGAAAGUAGGGUACUAGGAAAGUGUAGGGGAGUUGACGGCGAGAUUGAGAAAGAGAGGGUACCAGGAAAGUGUAGGGGAGUUGAUGGCGAGAGGGAAAAAGAGAGGGUACCAGGGAAGUGUAAGGGAGUUGAUGGCGAGAGGGAGAAAGAGAGGGUACCAGGGAAGUGUAGGGGAGUUGAUGGCGAGAUGGAGAACGAGAGGGUACCAGGGAAGUGUAGGGUAGUUGAUGGCGAGAUUGAGAAAGAGAGGGUACCAGCGAAGUGUUGGGGAAUUGAUGGCGAGAUGGAGAAAGAGAGGGUACCAAGGAAGUGUAGGGGCGUUGAUGGCGAGAGGGAGAAAGAGAGGGUACCAGGAAAGUGUAAUGGAGUUGAUGGCGAGAUUGAGAAAGAGAGGGUACCAGGGAAGUGUAGGGGAGUUGAUGGCGAGAGGGAGAAAGAGAGGGUACCAGGAAAGUGUAAUGGAGUUGAUGGCGAGAUUGAGAAAGAGUGGGUACCAGCGAAGUGUAGGGGAGUUGAUGGCGAGGUGGAGAAAGAGAGGGUACCAGGAAAGUGUAGGAGAGUUGAUGGCGAGAUGGAGAAAGAAAGGGUACCAAGGAAGUGUAGGGGAGUUGAUGGCGAUAUGGAGAAAGAAAGGGUACCAGGGCAUUGUACGGUGGUGCUGAGAUAUGAAAGGGUUGGAUGGAGGGAUGGAAGGAUAUGGGUCUGGGACAAUUAG